AUGGUUUGCGCAGCAUCUUCUUUGACGGUGGAGUCCUAUGAGGAUGUUACCACCAGUACGAUGGCAUCUGGGACAGAAGAUACCAAGCCCCUAAAUAGGAGACGCCACUCCUCCUUUCACCCAAAACGAACAGCCAGCGAACAACUGAUGGAUGGCGAGGAAGGUUUGAUGCUCAAGGUCGAUAUAUUCCUGUCGGAACUUGAGCGCAGAUUAGAUUUCAUUGAGAAAUAUGGAAAUCUUACUUUCGAUUCGAGUAUUUCAUGGUCAUAUGCGACGCUACAGGCUGUGAGAAUGAGAUGUUCGCAGGUCUCAGGGGAGGUAAUAGGGGCUACGAAAAGGAGGGCGAGGAUUAUGGUUGAAACUGUCGAAUCGAGAUACCAAGAUGCUCUAGCAGCGCAUGAAACAUUACACGAGAAGGUUCAUACAGGUAUUGGCUUGUUAGAAGGAAUUCUGUCGGAGUUCGAAGCAAGAGCGUAUAAAGUAAAGGAGAAGGGUUUAAGGGGCACAGCAGAAAGUUUAAUGGAUGAGGGGCGCAAGAUUGUAGAUGAGGGAUUGGGAAAAGCUAGAGAAGUGGUCGAUGAAGGGUUCGAAAGAGCGAAGAAGGCCGCCGGGACGGUGGAAGAACAUAUCGAAAAUGCGAUUGCUCGCGCGAAGAAACACGGACUCAUCAGAUACGAAGACUUACCCGUUCCAUGGCGUGUCAACCCACAUAUCGUUGAAGGUUACCGCUUCACUGAAUCAAAGGUGGAAUGCAUCCAGUCGAUGUUCGGAUUAUCAAACGAAACAGUGAAUAUUUGGUCACAUGCAAUCGGCUUGCUCAUUGUUCUAUCGAUCGCAUUUUACUUCUACCCUUCCAGUCACGCAUUUUCCUUGAGUACGAAAGCAGAUGUCGUCAUCGCGGCAUGUUUCUUCUUUGCUGCUUGCAAAUGUCUAGUCUGCAGUACAAUGUGGCAUACAAUGAACAGCGUAGCUGAUCAAACACUUCUGGAAAGAUUCGCUUGUGUUGAUUAUACUGGCAUCUCAUUACUCAUCGCCGCUUCUAUCAUGACAGCCGAUUAUACGGCAUUUUACUGUGAGCCUGUAAGCCGUUGGCUAUACAUGGGUGUGACUGCUGCCCUUGGUGUAGGAGGCGUUAUUCUUCCUUGGCAUCCAACCUUCAACCGACAAGAUAUGGCUUGGGCACGCGUGGCUUUCUACGUCUGUCUCGGCGCAACUGGUUUUGUUCCUGCCCUUCAACUCAAUCUUACUCGUGGUGGAGCAUGGGCUGCGGAAUUUUACGCCCCUCUUGCCAAGAGUAUCACUGUCUAUUUACUAGGCGCAUUCGUUUAUGCUAGUCAAGUACCUGAACGAUGGUGUCCAGGCGCUUUUGAUUACAUUGGGGGUAGUCAUAACCUCUGGCAUUUUGCGGUCUUGGGUGGAAUCCUUUUCCAUUACGUCGCAAUGCAGGAAUUCUUCGCAAAUGCAUUCGCUAGGGCCGAAAAUGGUUGCACGAUGUAUUGA
Messenger RNA from Sclerotinia sclerotiorum 1980 UF-70, 1500 nucleotides. RefSeq lists its product as hypothetical. Bases 1 to 1500 code for a protein of 499 amino acids. Gene Ontology annotation, molecular function: signaling receptor activity. The transcript is spliced from 2 exons. The record is from RefSeq and is a predicted model, not a curated record. Gene Ontology annotation, cellular component: membrane. NCBI's taxonomy places the organism in Eukaryota, Fungi, Ascomycota, Leotiomycetes, Helotiales, Sclerotiniaceae.